Molecule: messenger RNA, 3201 nt
Organism: Medicago truncatula (barrel medic)
Lineage: Eukaryota; Viridiplantae; Streptophyta; Magnoliopsida; Fabales; Fabaceae
Product: putative disease resistance RPP13-like protein 1
Exons: 2
Coding region: 1-3201 (1066 amino acids)
Molecular function (GO): ADP binding
Source: RefSeq, a predicted model, not a curated record
AUGGAACUCGAAACUCCUGGUGGCGCUAUUGCAUCUUCUUUCUUUGAGGCAUUGAUUGACAAAUUGUCUUCUGCUGAAACUAUGGACGAGAAUCUACAUAGUAGGUUGAUAACGGCUUUGUUUUCCAUCAAUGUUGUUGCUGAUGAUGCUGAGAAAAAGCAGAUCGAUAACUUUCAUGUGAAAGAAUGGCUUCUUGGGGUUAAAGAUGGUGUUCUUGAUGCUCAGGAUCUCGUGGAAGAAAUUCACAUUCAAGUUUCCAAGUCCAAACAAGAAGUAGAUGAAUCUCAGACAAGCUCUACUAGAACCAACCAGCUAUUGGGUAUGUUAAAUGUCUCUCCUAGUUCAAUUGACAAGAAUAUAGUAUCUAGGUUGAAAGAGAUAGUUCAAAAACUUGAAUCGCUUGUGAGCCUGAAAGAUGUACUUCUUCUGAAUGUUAAUCAUGGUUUUAAUACUGGGUCACGGAUGUUGAUAUCACCAAGUUUUCCUUCUAUGAAUUCUCCUAUGUAUGGGAGAAAUGAUGACCAAACAACUCUCUCUAAUUGGCUCAAAUCGCAGGAUAAGAAGCUCUCCGUUAUUUCAAUGGUAGGUAUGGGUGGGAUAGGGAAGACCACCCUUGCCCAACAUUUGUACAAUGAUCCUAUGAUAGUGGAAAGGUUCCAUGUUAGAGCAUGGGUAAAUAUGUCUCAGGAUUUUGAUGUUUGUAGAAUUACAAGGGUGAUUCUAGAAUCAAUCGCUGGUUCAGUUAAGGAAACUACAAAUCAGAGUAUUCUUCAAGAAAAGUUGAAGGAACAACUCAUCGGGAAGAAAUUCUUCAUUGUUUUGGAUAGCGUUUGGAUCCAAGACCGAAUGAAAUGGAGACGGUUUAAGACUCCAUUUACUUAUAGGGCACAAGGAAGUAAAAUCCUUGUCACUACACGCGGUGGAGAAGUCGCGUCGGUCACGACAUCAGAUCAAAUUCAUCAAUUACAUCAUCUGGAUGAAGAAGACUCUUGGACAUUGUUUGCGAAACAUGCAUUUCAUGGCUUUGAUGAUUCUUAUGCUGUCUCCUGGACGAAGAAGACUACCCUCCAUGAGAAGGUUGGUAAGAAGGUGGCUGACAAAUGCAAAGGAUUACCUCUGGCCUUGAUAGCCAUCGGAAAUCUCUUGCGCAGAAACUCAUCAUUGCGGCAUUGGGAGAAGAUAUCGGAAAGCGAUGCAUGGGAUUUAGCAGAAGGGACCAGAAUUGUCCCUGCAUUAAUGGUAAGCUAUCAAAGCCUUCCCACUCACCUAAAGAAAUGCUUUGAGUACUGUGCCUUGUUUCCAAAAGGUUAUCUUUAUGAGAAAGAUCAGCUAUGUCUAUUGUGGAUGGCUGAAAAUUUGAUUCAACGCCCUCGACAACAUAUGACGAGUAUGAAGGAAGUUGCUGAAUCUUACUUCAAUGAUUUGAUUUUGAGAUCAUUUUUCCAGCCAUCAACAAAGUAUAGAAAUUAUUUUGUCAUGCACGACCUACAUCAUGACUUGUCAAAGUCUAUAUUUGGGGAAUUUUGUUUCACAUGGGAAGGCAGAAAAUCAAAGAACAUGACAAGCAUAACUCGUCAUUUUUCAUUUUUAUGUGAUGAAAUAGGAUCUCCGAAAGGACUGGAGACCUUGUUCGAUGCGAAAAAGUUACGCACAUUCCUACCGUUGUCUAUGACUUGUUUUGAAUAUCAAUGGUUAUUGUGCUUUAACUCUAACAAAUUACUGCUUUCAGAGCUCUUCUCCAAGUGCAAGAGGCUGCGUGUCUUAUCUUUGUGUGGGUGUAUGGAUAUGAUUGAGUUACCGGAUAACAUAGGCAAUCUUAAACAUCUCCAUCACCUCGACCUUUCUCGUACUAAAAUAAGUAAACUUCCGGAUACAUUGUGCUCACUUCAUUACUUGCAAACAUUGAAGGUCAGGGACUGUCAAUUUCUUGAAGAGCUGCCUAUGAAUUUGCACAAACUCGUGAACUUGUGUUAUCUCGAUUUUAGUGGAACAAAGGUAACAGUAAUGCCAAAGGAAAUGGGAAAGCUGAAAAAUCUUGAAGUACUGAGUUCUUUUUAUGUAGGCAAGGGAAACGAUUCUAGUAUACAACAGUUAGGAGAUUUAAAUUUACAUGGAAAUCUUGUAGUUGCAGACCUGGAAAAUGUUAUGAAUCCGGAGGAUUCAGUUUCAGCAAAUUUAGAGAGGAAGAUAAACCUUCUGAAACUAGAAUUAAGAUGGAAUGCAACUCGCAACAGUUCACAAAAAGAAAGGGAGGUGCUCCAGAACCUAAAACCUUCUAUACAUUUGAAUGAGCUCUCAAUUGAGAAGUAUUGUGGUACGUUAUUCCCACAUUGGUUUGGAGACAAUUCACUGUCACGUCUGGUAUCCUUGAAGUUAAGCAAUUGUGAAAACUGUAUUUUGCUUCCUUCACUUGGAGUUAUGUCAUCACUCAAGCACCUUCGGAUUACCGGACUCUCUGGAAUAGUGGUGAUUGGUAUGGAGUUUUACAGGGAUGGGAGAAGCUCUACUGUAUCUAUUCCAUUUCCAUCCUUGGAAACCUUAACUUUUAAGGAUAUGAAUGGAUGGGAAAAAUGGGAAUUUGAAGUUGUUAAGGGGGUUGUUUUUCCACGUCUAAAAAAGCUUUCUAUAAUGCGAUGUCCAAAUCUGAAAGACAAAUUACCAGAGACACUUGAAUGUUUAGUGAGUCUGAAAAUUUGUGAUUGCAAACAGCUCGUGACUUCUGUUCCAUUCUCUCCAUCAAUCAGUGAACUACGUCUCACCAAUUGUGGAAAAUUGAAAUUUAAUUAUCAUUUAUCCACUCUGAAAUUUCUUUACAUUCGUCAAUGCUACAUCGAAGGAUCCUCCGUGGAUUGGAUCAGGCAUACAUUAUCUGAAUGUGGUACCAACAUUAAAUCGUUGAAAAUUGAAGAUUGCGCAACUAUGCAUAUUCCCCUAUGCGGAUGCUACAAUUUCCUUGUAAAAUUGGACAUCACCAGUAGCUGCGACUCUCUAACAACAUUCCCGCUGAAUCUGUUCCCAAAUCUUGAUUUUCUCGACCUUUAUAAGUGUAGUAGUUUUGAAAUGAUUUCACAGGAAAAUGAGCAUCUUAAACUCACAUCUCUCUCAAUUGGAGAGUGUCCUAAAUUUGCAUCAUUUCCAAAAGGAGGAUUGUCUACACCAAGUUGGAGUCGUUCUCCGAUGGAGGUUUGCCAUCAAGCCUAA